GUGGCAAGAAGUCGCUCGGAGGUUGAAAAACGUGGGCGUGGACAGGGAAGCCGACAAGUGAGGGAAGAAGUGGGACAAUCUCAUGCAGCGGUUCAAGAAAGUCAAUCAUUUCCAAACAUCAUCCGGGGGGCAAGACUUAUUCCAGUUGAAUGGCAAGGAGAGGCCGAACAGGGGGUUCAAUUUCAAUAUGGAUCGUGCGGUUUACGACGAGAUAGAGGGGUGGACCGGGAAGAACCAUACCAUCUACCCCAGGAAUGUCGCCGACAGUGGUGCUUCUUACGGUGUGCGCAUGCCUACGGCGGCGUCUCCGGAUCCUGAAUUGGUUGCUGACGGGGACGCCGGUGCGAGGCGCGACGACGACGAGGAGGGGUCGACGAGAGGUUCUUCCCAAACGACGGGUAGCCCCGACGGUUUCGGGAAUAGGAAGAGCACGAGCCAGCAGACUUUCGAGGCGAUGACGGAAUGCAUGGAGAAGCACGGGGCGCUCAUGGCGUCGACGAUGGAGAGUGCCAACAAGCGGCAAUGCUCCAUCCAGGGGCCAGGCUUCCUGCCAUCCUUCCGCGGGGAUGUCAUUGUCGAAGGGCACAUGGAAGGAGGGUGGUUGACCGCCCUCCAAAUCCCGCCGACGGUGACCUAUAAGACACCGUCGUUUCGAUGGAGGAUUUGUGGCACUGUCGUGGAAUGGACUGCGUUCUCGCCAUACUGUCUCCUUCUCACCAUGUACCAUUCUCGCCGUCCACCCUUCUCGCCGUACUAUCGCCUUAUCGCCAUACUGUCGCCUUUUCGCCGUCCACCUAAGGCUUCUCGCCAUACUAUCGCCUUCUCAUUGUGUACCAUUCUCGUCGUCCACCCUUCUCGAUGUACUAUCGCCUUCUCACCAUACUGUCGCCUUCUCGCCGUGUACCAUUAUCGUCCCUUGUCGCCGUGCUAUCGCCUUCUCGCCGUCGUCGUGCCUGCGUUCGCAGCGACGUUAGAGUGCGUGGGACUCGGUGUGAUGUCGCUUCCAUCGUCGACAUCGACACCUUUGACGCAAGGGUCAUCGACGUCAUGUGCGGUGGGCGGAGGAGGUCUAUGGGAUCAGUCGUCAUUGAACCAUUGUCGUGUUCUUGUAUAGUUUUUGUUGUCGUUUUUUUUUUUUUUUUUUUUUUUCUCAUCUGUUUAAUAUUCUUUCUUCCGACCGGACAAAUCGAUAUUCGUUGGUGGUCAAGCGAACAUCCUUCCAUGUUAUCAUCUUAAUGAAUUUGACAGUUGUGC
Molecule: messenger RNA, 1254 nt
Organism: Chara braunii
Lineage: Eukaryota; Viridiplantae; Streptophyta; Charophyceae; Charales; Characeae
Source: the annotation of a GenBank genome assembly